This is a messenger RNA of Candida dubliniensis CD36, 495 nucleotides long. RefSeq lists its product as uncharacterized. The transcript has a single exon. Lineage: Eukaryota; Fungi; Ascomycota; Pichiomycetes; Serinales; Debaryomycetaceae. The record is from RefSeq and is a predicted model, not a curated record. Bases 1 to 495 code for a protein of 164 amino acids. Gene Ontology annotation, cellular component: nucleus.
AUGAUAAAACAACUAUUUAUAAGUCCAAGUUGUAAAAUAUCACCAAUAAAUAGAUUUAUAUAUAAUUGGUAUUCAUAUUAUUCAACAAAUAAUAAAUCUCGAAAAUCAUCAAAAGGCAAGAAAUUACCCACCACCACCACUACCACCACCACGACCACAACUUCUUCUUCUUCUUCUUUAUCAAAUCAUUCAUCUUCCAUAAUAGACCCUAUAGACUCCAUAUCAUAUGAACAAUUUCGAAAAUCAAUUAUUAAAAAUGAUAUAAAACAUAAUCCUUAUAAUCAACCAUUUUGGUUAAAACGAAAUCGAACUAUUAAAUUAAAACAUAAUCAUUGGAAUCCAUUGAAAAAAUUAUCAAGAUCUGAAAUGAAUAAAUUAAAAGAAUUAAAACAAUAUUUCCCUCAUUUUACUACUGCUGAUUUAGGAAAAAUUUUCCAUAUUUCACCAGAAUCAGUAAGAAGAAUUUUGAAAAGUAAAUAUAUUCCUAAUGAUUGA